Messenger RNA from Dreissena polymorpha, 375 nucleotides. RefSeq lists its product as uncharacterized. The coding region runs from base 1 to 375 and encodes 124 amino acids. Lineage: Eukaryota; Metazoa; Mollusca; Bivalvia; Myida; Dreissenidae. The transcript has 3 exons. The record is from RefSeq and is a predicted model, not a curated record.
AUGGUUUUCUACGCGCCUUGUGGUGUUCUCCUACAUUCAGUAAUCUGGCUUGUCAGUUCAAUCUGGGCACUGGAAGAGUGGUCUGUGUACCGACAGACUGUCAGAACGAACGACACAGAAGGGUGGCACCGUCGGUUGAGGUUGAAGGCAGCCGACCACAAGUGCUCUUUCUAUGUGUUGGUACCUCUCCUGCGGCGCGAGGCCGAGUACCUGCCAGUUCAGGCCCAGCUGGUGCGAGAGGGAACCGGGCGGGUCCGACGCAACGUCUAUGUAAAUCUUGACGAGCAGCUUGGCCAGCUAUGGGAAGAAUACGACCAGCGGGAACUGACCACCGAGAAUUUCCUCACCAAGAUCGGGGAGACGUAUGCCUUCUGA